UUAUGUACACAGCUAUAGGAAAGUUUACAUUUUUUUCACAAGUUGCUUAGGUGGAUCUAUCAAAAGUAUGUUGUUGAAUAAAGAUCUAUACGCUUGUAAUUAGUCUUUUCAAUUUCGUGACUGUGACAUGUUUCGAUUCUUUUCUGCUGAAUUACCGAUGUUGCAUACAUAUCAUGCAUUCCAACUGUUCGACGAAAUGCCUGUAAGAGGUUUGAUCAAGCCCGUGUAAGACACGUGUUGCUUUUAGGUUAAAGUAUACCCAAAUCCAACUUCGAAAUGUCUUUUUCUCUCUCUCUGUAGCAACAGUUAGAGAGCUGCAUUUUGAUUGUCGAUGUCAAACAUGAAACGUUUCAAUUGGGAAAUAGUCAAAUAGCGAUCGAUCUAUAAGAAGAAUCACGAUGCUACGUGUAGCAACCAGACUCUCAAGACGCGCACUAUCUUCAGCCGAAUGUCGUUCAUCAUUUUUCACCAUUUCUGUGGGAAGAGAGUCGGGAAUAAAGCAUUCCAUUCCAGGGGACUUUCACAAAGGGGUUUCAAUUCCCACCCACAGCUUUUCAAGCUUUGCCUCUGGCUUCACUCCAUUGAAGCACAAGCCAUUGGAAUCCCUCAUUGAUGUUGAAAGAGCAAAGCUUCAAACUCCAGAGGAUCUAGCUUCAAUUUGGGAUGAUUUUCACAUUGGAAGAGGUCAUAUUAGUGCAUCAAUGAAGACAAAGUUGUAUAAAUUGCUUGAACACAGAGCUGCUGAUUGCCGAUAUUUUGUGAUUCCAGUGUGGAAAGGAAGCGGUUAUACAACGAUGUUUAUGCAAGUACAAAUGCCACAUAUUAUUUUUACUGGACUUGAAGAUUACAAAGCAAGAGGAACUCAAGCUUCUCCUUACUUCACUAUUUCUCAUUACAAAGAGUUUUGUGAAACAAAGGAUUUAGUUCUUAUUAGAGGUGAUGUUGUCUUUACAAGCAAAUUAACCGAUUCAGAGGCAAAAUGGCUUUUGGAAACUGCACAAUCUUUUUAUUUAAAUGACACGAGGUACAAAUUGGUUGAACGUUUUAACAAAAACACAAGUGAGUUUGAGUUUAAAGAUGUUUUACGAGCUCUAGACAUGCCUAUGAUGUAAUUUGUUUUGAAUUGUUAUUUUAUAGGAAUGACAAUAAGUUGAUGUUUGUUGUUUUGACUUAA
Messenger RNA from Lactuca sativa (garden lettuce), 1174 nucleotides. Its product is annotated as ATP synthase F1 complex assembly factor. The record is from RefSeq and is a predicted model, not a curated record. Lineage: Eukaryota; Viridiplantae; Streptophyta; Magnoliopsida; Asterales; Asteraceae. Gene Ontology annotation, biological process: mitochondrial proton-transporting ATP synthase complex assembly. Gene Ontology annotation, cellular component: mitochondrion.